AAAUUCUCCACAUUCGAUUGGCUGUAAGGACUUUCUUUAGCGGAAGUAAACCGGUAAACCAAGGCGGGAAACUACAUACAGCUUCCGGAUAUAAACAGCAGUGAGGUUCGAUGCCUGAACUUUUUAGUAAAUACUUUCACGUUGUGUCAAACAGGAGAGAGAAAUUCGUUCCGUUCUUCAGAAUCAUGCAGGCGUUUUUGAAAGGAACAACCGUCCAGACAACGAGACCUCAGAAAGACAAGAGUGGACCCAGCAUCGAGAAAAAAGCCAAACUCGUUCCAUGGGUUGAGAAAUAUAGGCCAAAGCGUGUGGAUGAAGUUGCCUUUCAGGAGGAAGUUGUAGCAGUGCUGAGGAAGUCACUGGAAGGAGCGGAUCUCCCAAAUCUGCUCUUCUACGGUCCACCCGGGACAGGAAAGACGUCGACCAUAUUAGCUGCUGCGAGAGAACUUUACGGGCCAGAGCUGUACAAGCAGAGGGUGCUGGAGCUCAAUGCCUCAGAUGAAAGAGGAAUUCAGGUCAUCAGGGAAAAGGUCAAAACCUUUGCUCAGCUCACCGUCGCCGGGUCUCGGCCCGAUGGGAAGCCAUGUCCUCCUUUCAAGAUCAUCAUCCUGGACGAGGCCGACUCCAUGACGGCGCCAGCUCAGGCUGCUCUCAGGAGGACCAUGGAGAAGGAGUCGCGCACCACACGCUUCUGUCUCAUUUGUAACUACAUCAGCAGGAUCAUUGAACCCUUGACUUCCAGAUGUUCCAAGUUUCGUUUUAAACUCCUUGCGAGUCAGGUGCAAGAGGAGCGGCUGCUGGAGAUCUGCGAGAAGGAGAAACUCAAGUACACAAAAGAGAGCAUAUCGGCGUUGGUGACCGUGUCAGAGGGAGACCUGCGGAAAGCCAUCACCUUCCUCCAGAGCGCUGCCCGUCUCAAUGUGGACAAUGAGAUAACGGAAGCUUCUGUCAUUGAAAUAGCUGGGGUUGUUCCUACCAAGAUGAUUGACGGUUUACUUCAUGUCUGCUUCCAUGGGACGUUUGAGAAACUUGAGGUUGAAGUCAGGAACAUGGUGGAUGAAGGCUACGCAGCCACGCAGAUCCUGAGUCAACUUCAUGACUGCAUCUUGGAACAGGACUUGAGUGACAAGCACAAGUCUGCUAUUACUGAAAAAAUGGCGGUGGUGGACAAAUGCCUGUCGGAUGGAGCGGAUGAGUACCUGCAGUUGCUGAGUCUAUGUUCAUUAAUCAUGCAACAAGCCCCCCAGAACAACUGACUGUGUAGCACUACCGAGCAGAACCUUCAUUAGCCAAAAAGGACCAAAUCCUGUGUUGUUGACUUCCCGUUUGUUUUGAUGAUGAGCUUUUGUCAAACCGCCCAUUGACCGUGUCUGUUUGUUUUUAGUUACUUCAUAACAUAGCUGACAAUCCCAUCUUUUAAUGCAUCACUUAUAAAAUCCUGCCACAUUUACUGUAAGAGUACAUACACAACAAUUAUUGACAUGUAAUUCAUGAAUGCACCAAGGAGCUGGGAUGUAGUGGUAUGCAAUCCAAUACCAACUACAUAAAAUAAGAAAUAAGGAUGUAUUGAUUUGAGUAUAAGUACUUAAGUGUCGAAAGUAACAGUACAUGGAAAAGUAAAGGUUGUUCAAUAGUAGUAGUAUUAUAAUACUGCAUUAUUAUAAUACUGCAAUACAAUACAUGUAAAAUUAACUACUUUCACGUACCAUUCCGAUAUUAGCGCCUUGUUUGGAGCACAAAAUACGUUUAAUGUGAAUGUGUAACAACUAGUCGACUAAAAGUACGUCAACAAAAUGUAUAUUUCUUUAAAUGGUCAACACAAUACAGUACAAGUUUAACGUGAAUGUGUAAUAAUAACAUUCAUUGCACCUUUUUCCGAGUAGCAUAUAACUUCCUGUUUACCCUGGCGCCCCACACAAACAACCAAUCACAUUCGGCUUUCUUCUGCUGUGCCCUGAUUGGCGGCCGGCAUCGUAGUACCUCAUUCAGCCAUUGGCUGUCGAAACAAAACGAAAAGCAACGAGUCGCGCUGGAAAUGCAUCGGAAUCCUUUUCUUUAGAAGUUAUAGUCACGUUAAAGUCUGAGCUAACCAGAAUAAUGACUUACAAAACGGCAUAAGUAUAAAGACAAUACUGAUGAAAAUACAUAAAUGUACAUACUCGGCGGCUGCGCAGUGACAGGCGCUACAAGGUCACGACUGAACAGGGAAAUCAGUUCAAAUGCUGAUAUUGUCGAUAUAAGGAAAAUAUCAGUUUCGGAUCGAUGCUGAUGAAAUCGAUAUUUUUCUGUUCUCACAAAUGU
Molecule: messenger RNA, 2301 nt
Organism: Doryrhamphus excisus (bluestripe pipefish)
Lineage: Eukaryota; Metazoa; Chordata; Actinopteri; Syngnathiformes; Syngnathidae
Source: RefSeq, a predicted model, not a curated record